AUCUAAUGACUUUGAAUAGACUUAAUCGUUGUAAUACAUCUAUAUUACUGGAUUUUCUUCCAUAAUUUUAAGUGGAAUACUAUCAGUCAAUUACUUAUACCGUUCACUGUAUAGUGUAUAAAGGAGCUUUACCAUGGUGUAUUAAAUAUUGUUUGCAAAUAAUGAACCAAUUCUAUAUUAUCACAAUUGUUCUAAUCAAGUUGAUCUACGGACAGCAACGACAUUUUCCUGAUUGUCAAUCUGGCCCAUUAUCACCGUAUCCGAUAUGCAAUUCAUCAUUGUCGUAUCAUGUACGGGCUCAAGAUUUAAUUUCUCAUAUGACAAUCGACGAAAAAAUAUCACAAAUGGUCACACGUUCUCCUUCGAUCGAUCAUCUUGGUAUUCCUGCAUAUAUCUGGUGGUCUGAAGCUUUACAUGGUCUUGCUUUUUGUCCUGGUGUACAAUUUGGUGGUGAUUUACCGUCAGCCACUUCAUUUCCAAUGCCACUUAAUUUAGGUGCCACAUUCAAUAUGAAAUUAGUUUAUGAUAUCGGACAAAUAAUAUCCACGGAAGCACCAACAUUCAAUAAUUAUGGACAAGCUGGUCUUACAUAUUUUACACCAAAUAUUAAUAUAUUUCGAGAUCCUCGAUGGGGUCGAGGACAAGAGACCCCAGGUGAAGAUCCAUAUUUGACAUCACAGUAUGUUUAUUCAAUCAUCAACGGCUUACAAAAUGGGGAUGAUUCCAAAUAUUUGAAAAUCGCUGCAAGUUGUAAACAUUUCAAUGCUUACGAUUUAGAAAACUGGAACGGAACAGAUUGUUUUAGUUUCAAUGCAGUGGUCACUGACCAAGAUCUUGUUGAAACUUAUUUGCCGCCAUUUGAAACCUGUAUUCGUGAUGCUCGCGUAGCAGGUAUUAUGUGUUCACAUAAUGCAAUUAAUGGUAUACCAUCGUGUGCAAAUAAAUUUCAUUUACGAACAUUGGCACGGCAUGCAUACCAUUUAAAUGGAUUCAUUGUUAGUGAUUGUGGUGCUAUUGAUAAUAUAAUGGGCACACAUCAUUAUACAUCAACAGUACAAGAUACAGUAGCUGUGGCACUUCAUGCCGGUACAAGUUUAGAUUGUGGAGAUUUCUACAGUAAACACUCAAAAGACGCUCUUUUAAAUGGAACAAUAAGUGAACAAGAUAUUGAUAAGGCUUUGCAGUGGAAUUAUGAAACAUUGCUAAGAUUAGGUUGGUUCGAUCCACCUGAACAGCAAGUGUAUCGACAAUAUACAAAAGAACAAGUAAAUACAAAAGAAGCUCAACAAUUAGCAUUGAAAAGUGCACAAGAAUCAAUUGUCUUAUUAAAGAACAACAAUGGUCCGCAACAAUUACCAAUUAAUUUAAAUAAAUUAUCGGGAAAAAGAAUUGGAUUAAUUGGCCCAACCGCAAACGCGACAAUUCUUCAGCAAGGAAAUUAUUAUGGACAAGCACCUUACAUCAUUAAUCCCAUAGAGGGUUUUGAGAUUGUUACAAAAGGCACAAAUGUAUCGAUUGAAUUUGCUUUUGGUUGUUCUGUGAGCGAUACAGAUGAAAGUGGUUUUCAACAAGCACUUGAUGUAGCUCAUCGUUCCGAUUACAUUUUCUUUUUUGGUGGUCUUAAUCAAUCAAUCGAAGCAGAAGCCCGUGAUCGUACUUCGAUCACAUUACCUGACAUACAAGUAAAGUUAAUCCAACAACUAGAGCAAAUGACAGAAGCAUCACUUCAUGUUGUUAUCAUGUCCGGUAGUGGUUUAGAUUUAUCGUUUAUACGUGAUUCUUCAGCAUUUACAAGCCUUCUUUGGAUGGGUUACGCUGGACAAUCAGGUGGUUUAGCUGUAGCUACUGUUAUCUUUGGUUUAUAUAAUCCUAGCGGAAAAUUACCAAUUACAUUUUAUCCACAAGAAUAUGUAAAUCAAGUUCCCAUGACUGAUAUGUCAAUGCGUUCAAGUCCCAUAAAUCCUGGUCGAACAUAUAAAUUCUAUAUCGGUCAACCUGUUUAUGAAUUUGGUUAUGGUCUAUCAUACACAACAUUUAAAUAUGAAUGGUGUGAUUCAGCAUCGUCAUCAAUAUUCAAUAUAGAACAUUUGAUGACAAACCAUUAUGAUGAUCGUUUCAUCAUACAAACAUAUCGUGUCAAUGUAACAAAUACCGGUACAAGAGAUGGUGAUGAUGUGGUUUUAGCAUAUUUAAAACCAGAACUGAAAUUAAUAAAAAAUGUUCAACCCCCAUUGAAACAAUUAUUUGGUUUCACUCGAAUACAUUUAUCGAUUAAUGAAACGAUACAAGUGUAUUUUCCAUUAAAUAUUCGAUCACUAUUAACAAUUGGAAGUGAUGGAUCGAAAUGGUUACACCAAGGUCAAUAUCAUUUGCACAUUGGAAAACAGCAGCAAUCAUAUACAGUUAAAUUAUAUGGAAAAUCGUCUAGAUGGAACUAA
Molecule: messenger RNA, 2438 nt
Organism: Didymodactylos carnosus
Lineage: Eukaryota; Metazoa; Rotifera; Eurotatoria; Philodinida; Philodinidae
Source: the annotation of a GenBank genome assembly